This is a messenger RNA of Aphidius gifuensis, 438 nucleotides long. Its product is annotated as protein FAM32A-like. Bases 100 to 438 code for a protein of 112 amino acids. Gene Ontology annotation, cellular component: nucleolus. The transcript has 4 exons. The record is from RefSeq and is a predicted model, not a curated record. Lineage: Eukaryota; Metazoa; Arthropoda; Insecta; Hymenoptera; Braconidae.
UAAUAAUAUACAUAAUAAUAUUAUAUGUAAUAAUAAUUAUCUAUAUAUAUAAUUAUUCAACAACAACAUAAAUAUCGAGCAAGGUUAUGUUGACUGACAAUGUCAUCAAACGAGGACAAUCCUUAUGCUCAAGUAGCAAGAGGUGCAUUGAAAUUAAAAAAUUGUGAUACUGGCAGCAAAAAAAAAAAACGUAAGGAAAAAGAAAAGAAAAAACUUGUAGAAGUAUCAAAAAUUGUUGAAGAAGAACAUACCACACCAGUUGAAAUAAAAAGAACAAAAGCUGAACUUUCAUUUUUAAAAAUGCAAGAAAAAAUGCAAACUGAAAGAAUAAAACAAAAAGCAUCAAAAACUCACAAACAACGUGUUGAAGAAUUCAACAGACACCUGGACAGUUUAACUGAACACUUUGAUAUUCCAAAAGUCAGUUGGACCAAAUAA